AUGAGAAAUAUUGCACGUAAUGCUAAGGGAAUACGUGGAGUAGGAUACUUAAGGAAAGACUUGUAUAAUACUUGUGAGAAGUUCAAGAAAGAAGAGAUAAAAGACGGCGACACCGAAAGUGUCUUAGCAUAUUUACUUGGUAAAACAGCUUCUGACCCGAACUUUUUUCUUAGAUAUACUCGACAUCCAACUACCGGGGUAUUAGAAAAAAUGUUUUGGUGUGAUGAGAUUAGUCAAGGGGAUUACAAGGCUUUCGGCUCGGUAAUUGCGUUUGACACGACUUACAAAGUCAACGCAUACCAUAAAUAUUUUGUUGUUAUUGUUUGUGUGAACCAUCACAGAAAGACUGUGCCAUUUGGUGUUGCUCUUGUUGCAAAUGAAACAACAUAUACCUACAUAUGGGUGUUAAAACAAUUACUUGAGGCUGGUGGCCAAUUCCAUCCCUAUACUGUUGUCACAGACGGGGACAAAGCCAUGGAAAAAGAAAUUCGGGCGGUGUUACCAAAGGCUGAUCACAGACUAUGUCUUUGGCAUCUAAUGCGUAAUGUCAAGGGUCACACAAAUAGACGGUUUUGCAACGGGUUCAUGAAAUGCGUGGAUGGAGCUCGGACACCAAAUGAGUUCGAGGAGGCGUGGGAAGAUUUAAUGAAAGCAUACCCCAAAGUCAGAGAUAAAAAGUGGGAAAAAGUUCUGUACAGUGACAAAAGCAAAUGGGCAGAGGCUUUUAUUGUUGGACAAUUUUAUGCAGGUAUGAGAAGCACCCAAAGAUGUGAGUCCAUGAAUAGCACACUGAAAACGGUCAUAACAUCAAAAAUAAUGUUGUAUCGAUUUGUUGAGCUGUAUGAUCAAGUUCUUGAAAUUUUCCGGUUUAAAGAAGAUCAAGACGAUUACAUAUCCACACACAAGUUCCCUGUUGUUGGUGGUGUCUUGACUGAAAUUAAAACCCAAGCUGCGCGAACUUAUACAAAGAACACUUACAAUUUGUUUUGUAAGGAACUCAAUUAUGAAUCAAGGCACGUUGUGACUAAAGUUGAGGAAGAUGAAAUGCAUGUUGAUGGGGCUUCUGUUACUUUUUGGUUAAAUGACUGUGUGGUGAAAGAGUGUAGGUACGUUGUUUGUUUAAACAAGAAACUACAACAAAUGGUAUGUUGUUGUAUGAAGCUUGAGUCCAUAGGCAUUCCAUGUCGACAUAUGUUUGAAUGCAUGAAACAUUAUAGAAUGGUUGAGCUACCAGUGGGUGUAAUACUCCGAAGAUGGACAAUAAGAGCAAAGCUGCAUCUUUCUGAUAAUUACAAGCAACUUCAACUUAAGAAGACAAACGAUCAGUCAUCAUCAAAUGGACGCUUUGCAUUUCUAAGUGCAUUAAGCAAUCAGCUUUGUAGAAUGGUGUCUACCUCCUAUGAUCGAUCAAUUUGGCUAAAGGACAAACUAGCAAAGAUGAUUUUGGAAGUUGAGAAAGAGAAAACAUUCCCUAACAAAAAGGAAGCAGCAGUUUGUUAA
Chenopodium quinoa (quinoa) is the source of this 1500-nucleotide messenger RNA. RefSeq names its product protein FAR1-RELATED SEQUENCE 5-like. Lineage: Eukaryota; Viridiplantae; Streptophyta; Magnoliopsida; Caryophyllales; Amaranthaceae. The transcript is spliced from 2 exons. The coding region runs from base 1 to 1500 and encodes 499 amino acids. Gene Ontology annotation, molecular function: zinc ion binding. The record is from RefSeq and is a predicted model, not a curated record. Gene Ontology annotation, biological process: regulation of DNA-templated transcription.